UUUGUAUAUUAAUAAUGCUGACAACAUCGUCACACUCACUAGCGAACACAUACGUACAGCCAAGAUAAAAGUGUUUGUAUCAGUUAAACUGGUAAAUUAUGCUUUACAUAGGAUGGAUACGAUUUAUUAAUAAUUGAAGACCGGUCGAUUAACGGAAUCAAUGAUCCAUCCAAGCAAUAACAUGGCAUUUCGUAUCAGAAAGAUAAUCCUUGAGAGAAGAAUUUUUUUGUUUGGAAUGGUGUCCUUAUCAACAGUAAUUUGACAUCACAAGUGUUUUUAACAGAUCUGGAAGAUUGCAUCGUAGAGAAGAUGUCAUCGAGCAUAGACACACAACACAGUAUCCUUAAAUUACUGAACACGAACGGCCAGGAUUUUGAUACUGCGGUCCAACAUUUAGAGCGGCAAGAUUUGGAGUUGUUAGUUCGGUCAUUACAAGAUGCAAUAGCACGCUUACAGCGCGAAUACAAGCGGUUAAGUCAAACGGCACAGGCAGACGAUGGACAAGCCACAUAUAGUCAACUGUCUAUGUCCAAACAGAGAUUAGUGGAGCUCUGCAAACGAAAUCGAAGAUGUCUUUCGAAGCUUAUGGCUGAGGAAUGGGACAACAACAGUAUACUUUCUGAUUCCGGUUCAGUAAUUAGCGAGGAAUAUACCCAAAGUUCAGGUGAUUUUACCACUUCGUACCAGGAUAGUGAUGAUUCCGAGAUAUCUCCUGUAGAAGAGAUCAAACCACCGUUGCAUAUCAAAAAAGUUGAGCCUGUCAUUAAGGAAGAACCAGCCCCAGUUAAAAAAGUAGGUCCACCAACAAAACCGAAACCCAAAAAAUUUGUCGUAGCCGACUUAAAAUUUUGUCAGGAUUUUGUAAACAAUUUAGCAGCGGAGGUCACGGCCAUGCAGGUUGCCAUGACAAAGAAAGAUGAGCCAGUGUGCUCCAUCAGUAAAAUGGUUUCGGAGAAGGACAAUGAAACAAUAGCGAAUGAAUCGUUAAAAUUUACAAACGGAUCAUCAUAUAUUUCUGAGCAAGAGAAAGAUGCUUCACUUUUGAGAGGUGUCAAUGGAAUUAAAGACGGAAUUAAUAGUUUACAGCUGGAAGAUUUAUCGGCUGAUGUGGAUCUUCCUGAUGUUUCCUCUCUUCCAAAGUCUCCCACAAACAGGAGUAACCAUUAUAUUCCAACACCGACUAGUACGUUAAGUUCGGUUUGUACGUCUGUACCGACAAGCGAAGAAUUGCAAAUGUUAUCGGGUGAUUACACGGAGGUUUGCAACGAUGAAUCGGGCAAUGCUGAUAAUCAAUACGAGUUGCCAAAACUGAAUGGUAUGAGAUUAAAUUAUGAUGCAUGUGUUGAUGCUCCAUUGUCUGAUGUCGAGCAAGCAUACCAAGAUCCGGACACACACGGAGAUGAUAAAAACGGAUACCGAAGUUCUGACAAGGAAGAUAGUCCGUAUCAGAAUGCUGAUGAGGGCUGUGAUUUUCCAGCUUCUGAUCAUGAAUCUACAUAUGAGAAACCGGAUAAUGACGUUGAGCAUCAGAGCGGACCGGAAGAUGCUAACGGAGAGUAUGAGAAUGUCCGGCAUGAAACGGAUGAUGAGGAAUUACUAGAGCCGCAGUCAUUAGUUGUGCUGCCGGGAAGUGAUGUGCAUACUAAUGACCAUAGCUCAGGUGGUGAAAGUGUUUCCUGGCCAGAUAAUGAGUAUGCAUCCGUUUUAGUUGACAAUAAGUAUGAAGCGAUUGAACGUAAAUCUCUGAUCACGCUGGCUGACAUGUCGAUUGAGGAACACCCGAUGGAUGAUGCUAUUUAUAGAUAUGAUGGGCCAAUCAAAUUUGAUGGAAAAAAUAAAGGAGAUAAACUGAAACUGGAGGAGAAAGAUAAUGUCAAGAAAUGGGAUCCUGUACCACUUUUAAAGGACAUAUUCACAAAUGUUCAGAGACGCACCCCUCUCAACCCACAUGUGCACGAUAAGCCCACAAUACGAAGCGAGAUCAUCAACAUGGAGGGAUACAUGGAGAAAUUACCCAUGGGAAGACGGAGGGCGUCAUUCAUCAAAAAAUGGAAAAAGCGUUAUUUUCGUGCAAAAGAAGGGAACUUAUUCUAUUAUGAGGAUCAUAAAGCAAGAAAAUCUCUGGGUUAUAUUCAGUUAAUUGGCGGGCGAGUGAAUGAUGUUGGCAGUAAAGCUCUUGAAGUAACAGAUACGAAAGGUAGAGUGUUGCUCUUAAGGUGUGGCACUAAAACAGAACUUGAAGACUGGAGAAAGGCACUUAUUGCAGAAGCUAAAGAUAGUGGCGGAAUCGGAUCAACACUUUCAAGGAGAUAUACAAAACCUGUUGUUAUUAUAGACCUUGGUAGCUCAGCGGUGAGAGCAGGAGUACUGACAGAUGAUAACCCCACCCCACAGCUUUUCUUUCCCUGUGUAGUGGCAACAAACAAGAAGCAAAAAGACCAUAAGGUGUAUGGGUUCGAUGCACUUCACCCGGACUGUCGUGCAGCAUCAAAAGUUGUCUACCCGUUGAAGCCACUUCUAGAACAAGAAAAGUUUACUUUAAAUUUAGAUGUAGUAGAAGGUUUAUUAAACUAUAUCUAUUCGGAGCUGAAAGUAGACCCCAUUGCUUUUACGACCCUUCUCAUUACACCCUUCAACUUUGGUAAGAAGACAUUGGAGAAACUUGCAGAGUUGUUGUUUGAAAGAUUCCAUGUAGAGGGUUGUUUUAUCCAGGAGCAGGCGUUGAUGGCGCUAUACUCUUACAAGGCAACGUCUGGUGUUGUUGUUAAUGUAGGUGAAAGAAUUGAUAUUGUUCCAAUAGUGGAUGGAUACAUCGUUGAAGGAGGUGUUAGCAGGCUACCGUUUGGAGGACGACAGAUUACGGAGCACCUCACAAGACUUCUAACAGAACAGGGUCAUAGAUACUUCUCAGACGUGGAAUCUUACAUCAGCAGAUACAUUAAGGAAAAGGCAUGCUUUGUUGCUCAAAAUUACCAGGCUGAGCUGCAGUUCUGCAGUGUGGAUUCUGAGCUGUGCAGCACCUUGGUAGACUUGGAUCGAUACAACGUACCUGAUGGCUUUGGGCACGUGCGAGUUGAUAACGGCCGGUUCCGAAGCACUGAAGGCUUAUUCCACCCGGAGCUAUGGGGCAAAGAUCAUCCUGGGUUACAUCUACUGGUCGCUAAGUCAAUCAAAGCUUGUGGCAUAGACAACCGCAAACACAUGUGUAGAAGCAUCUAUUUAAGCGGAGGAAGCACCAAAUUACCAGGUCUGGCAGGUCGCCUCAAGGGAGAAUUGUUGAAGAUCUUUCCCAAGUCAGCGACGAUAAAGGUCCACGCUGCACAAGAACGCUAUCACGCUGCUUACAACGGUGCCACGAUCCUUGCUCCUCUAUCUGUCUUCGACACGAUGAGUAUCAGCAAAGAGGAAUGGCGAGAACUGGGGCCAACAAGCAUCACCAAAUGGCUUGGUGAUUGAAAUGUGUUAACGUGAGCUUGGUAUCAAAUACUGAUAAGAGCACAUUAAAUUGUUGUGGAUAUGAGAAGAAUAAUAUUUUCCAUAUUGUAAACUAUUGCACAACAUCGAUUUCCCCAAAAAUUAUUGCCUAUAAAAUGGAUGUUAAUAGCACACACUAUGAGGACAGUAGUUCUACAACUUCUUAAGCUUGGUUUCCAUACAAUCGCUAUACGCUAUUGUGACGGCUGUCGGUGAUGCUGAUUUGUCGGUCGAAUUGGGGAGCCUUCCCAAUUGCGUCGGAGACUGCUACGCAGAUCAACAAUUGCGCUGAAAAGACUUAGGGACAGUGUAGCGAUUUUAAGGAAACCAAGCUUAAAGGUCAAUCCAUAUUAAAGGGUUCUAUAUGACAAGAAUAUAGGCAUGAUGAUGUCAUAUCACAUCUAUACAUAGUUGGGUUUGAUGAUGUCAUAUCACUCCCAUAUAUUUGGCAAGUGAAUGGUAUUUGUCAUAUAAAAUUUGAUAGUGUAGACAACUCUAAAAAAAAGUAUUUAGCCAUUUUACUAUUCAAGAAAUUGUAUGUUUUUACUGAAAAACAGCAAUCAUGGUGCUUUAUAAAUACAAUAUGGCAAGGGGUUGAGUGCAUUAACUUUAAUCUAAGAAUAUUUAAUCAUUGCUGAUGCCUCAACCUCAUGAUAAGUAAUGCAAUAAUCAUGCAAUAUUAUGUUAGAAUCACAUGGUUGAUUAUACCAAAUUCAGUUAUUAUUGUCAACAUAAUUAGUUAUAUCAUCAUCAAUACCCUUUUUUCAUCAAUAUUAUUAUCACCCGUCAUCAUUCUUAUCAACAUUAUGAAUAUCUGUAGAACUAUUUUAUCGAUAAUAUUAUGAGACAUUCUCAACAAACAACAGUUCUUUUCAGAACUACCAGCUUGGUGUACCGCAGGCAUUAAAUAUAUGAUAAUAUUAUGAAUAUCAUCAACAAUUACCUGCAUCACCACUACCAUCAUCAUCAUUAUCAGUAUUAUUUCAUCACCAUUCUCAUCAUCUUCAUAAUCAUCAUCAUUAUCAUUAUGAAUGUCAUUAAUUAUCAUCAAUACUGUAUCUAUUUUGUCAUCAUCGUCAUCAUCCACAUCAUCAACAUUAUAAUAUUUAUCAUCGUCAUCAUAUUGAAUAUCAUAAACAUCAUCAUCAUCAUCGUCGUCGUCAUCUUUAUCAUCUUGUCCUAUAUUCUUUUAAUUCACUGUCUGACCAUGACCAUGGUCUGACCUAUAACCUUUUCUGGCACCUAAACAUAAAUAUCACACUUAGGCUUAUCUAAAUCUUGUGCUCUAACUCAAAAUCGUAUAAAUAUAAAGCUGAUUCCUAUUACAAUGUCUUAAUAGGAUUUGUCUAUAAUUUAAACCCUUGGGGAAUUGCACUUCCCGGUGGCACGUCCUCCCUCCAAAUGUUAAUUCAUGUAAUAGAAAACAUCUAAAAUCACAGCAAGUGCUUUAUCCCACCUUCCUCAUGAUAUGUCUUGAACUAUUUCACAUGUGCCUGUGUAGACGUGCUUACGCACACUGACUGUGCCAAGAUAAGAUACUCUUCUAAGGUUCUGUUCAUACAAGAGCAAUUUAGAUGUCAAUUGGGUUUGAGUUAAGCAUAUGAAUACGCUGUAACAGAUGUUAAAAGGCCUAAUUUUUGUAUUUUUAAAUAAUUCUCUGAACAAAAUAAUAGAAGAGAUAAGUUGCUUUUUGUUUUAAUGGAUAUCCAAAAUAACAAUGAUUUCAGUUUAUUUAAAGUACUGUUUCUAACAAGUGUUUCAAUUUUUUAUAGGAACAAGUUUGUGUAAAAUGUUCUUGUGUUUUAUAUUAUCUUCUACAUAAAAAUUGCGAGAUUUAUAUUUCCAAGAAUUCCAAUGCUAUAAUCAGAUAUAAUAUUUAAUGUUCAAAAGGUUUACAGUAAAGCUGGUGAACUUUUUGACUGAAUGUGUCAGUCAGUCCCAUGGGCAUACGUCAUGUAAUGCCCAGAUUUCAUCUUCGUGUAUUGUUCAUAAAUCAUAUCUGACCUUACAAGUCGGUUUAAGUUCUUUAUAGAAAUCGGACAAACUGUCAUUUGAUUACGUUACUCUCCUAGGAAAUAUACUUUAACGCUCCGGAGGAAAAGAUUGUGUGUAAACAUGCGCUUCCUUUGACAGAUUUUGUAUCUAAAUUCCAUACUCCUUACAAUGGCUGUGACAUUUUCGUUUACCACCAUGUUGAAAAAAUCGCCGGACGUGAAACUAAUAAUUUUAUUUGGCUUUUCAGUUAAGUGUUUUAGUGUGUAAUGUGAUAUCUGGACCACCUAAUACCAUCACGAAGACGAUGACUAUAUUUGUCCUUUGCUUAUUAUUUUAGCCGUUGUAAUUCUUUAUUUUCCUACAAUGUUGACGUAAUGUCCACCAGUUUAUAACUGAAUCUCCAAUAAUACGUUUGAAAAACUACAGCUCUAACGAAAAAGACAAAUGUGUUUGCAUAUGAGACAAAAUAUACCCAUUUACUUUUUGAGAUAAUUUUAAAGAUUUAUUUUAGCUUAAAGUUAAGCUACCUCUACAUCCACCUGAUCAACCAAACCACAGAUAAAAAUGACCGGAACAAAAAUGGCCACAAAAUCUACACCAAUGUGUUAGCGUUUGGAAGAGGUGCAUUAAAUAUAAGCUGGAAACAAUUGUUUAAGUAUCUAUACCAUUGACCGCGUUUCUUAGUACAGUACCUUGAAAAUAUAUUAUGCUUGGAUGAGAUUAUUUUGAUAACAGUAAUGGUGGUACGGAAACACAGAAUUUUAGAGCAUUUACAGUAUUACUAACAGCUUGUCACGGAGCCGUCAAACCGACGGGCAUUGUGAAUUUUAGUUUGCGUUUUUGCGACAAUAUUUUGAUACUAUUUCGUUGAAAGGUUAUUGUGCUAAUAGUAUGGAAUAAUGGUUCGUUUUUGACCGUCUAUCAAUUUAUAUCAGAUCCUAUUUGUAUUUUUGAUGGUUAUUAUUAUUAGGUAGUACUGUAGUGCCUACCGUUAGGAAUAUACAGAACGUACCUAUGUUAGACUGAUGAAAUUUAUUUUUUUUUUAAUGUAUUAUUUUGUAAAUAUCUAUGUACAUUUUCCGCAAUACUAUUCUAACUAUGAAGAAUCGUUUCUCUGUGAAUGAAGUUGGUGAUAAAUGAGGUGUUAGUGGCUUAGCCGCCUACACCAAGUAUUUUUGUGAUAAUAUUUUAUGAUGCUUUUAGGAAGAUAAUCACUGUGAAAAUAAUACAAAUAUUAUGUAAAUAUUCAGACAGCUAUAAAGAUAUUUUCAUGUAUUAAAUUAAAGUAUAAAUAUAAUUGA
Anneissia japonica is the source of this 6770-nucleotide messenger RNA. RefSeq lists its product as uncharacterized. Lineage: Eukaryota; Metazoa; Echinodermata; Crinoidea; Comatulida; Comatulidae. The coding region runs from base 310 to 3456 and encodes 1048 amino acids. The transcript is spliced from 17 exons. The record is from RefSeq and is a predicted model, not a curated record.